GCCAAACAGACCACUGGAAAGAGUCAGAUUCUCGGUACGACGUCGUGCUCUGAGACAGCCUCCCAUUGUUAACGACUUCCGAGCAUUUCCCAUAGCCAUAGGCAACACGAAGAGCGACCGACAGAGAGAGACCAAUCGAACGAGAGAGAGAGAGAGAAAGAGAUCAAACGAGGGAGAGAUGGAAACGACGGAGGAGGCGGAGGUGACGGGCGGAGGAGGAGGAGAAGCUGUUCGGCGUCGUCGUCGGAUAGCGGAGAGAGGUUCGGAUCGAAUGGCGCUCAUAACCGGUCGCAUCCAAACUCUCUCUCCUCCUCCUCCUAAUUCUCCUAAUUCUUCUUUAUCCAAACACUCGCACUCGCAAUCAUCCCCUGCUCUCUUAAUCCAAGAUCGCUCCUUUCCACAACCGCCCCUCAAUUCCUCCGAUCAAAUCAACAUUGUGCACAAGAGCGAUGAUGAUGCCUCUGGUACAUCAGCGAAACAUGACAUCAGCAAUAAACUUUCAAGGGGAAAUGCAUUUAACUUCAGAGGCAAAGGAGACCCCCAAUUGCGCAAAUGUGAAACAACCAUAGGAGCGACACAAGUUCCCGAUGAAGAGGCAAAGAACGAAGCACAGCCGUUACUCGUCACUCCAAAGGCUCCUAAACCAUCAGCUGAUAAGGAAUUAUUUUCAUCUGCAAGUAACAGUCAGUUCCAUUACUUAAAUGCCAAAGAAAUAAACUCCUGCAUUGUGGGUUCAGAAAUUAUACGUGUCUUCUGUGCUGUCAUAAUAGCACUAUUGGUUGUUCUAUCUAAUAUCAAUCUUCCUCGUAACAUAGUGAAGUCAAGGAGCACUAUAGCUUCACGGCCUCUUUAUAUCCUCCUGCUAAUGGAUGUAAUCAUUGUGGUGGUACGACUGCUAGAGAAGCAAAGGAGUUUGGAGAAGACCCAGGAAGAAAAACAUGGCAUGCAGGGAGAUGGGCAAAAUUGGGCAGGAGCCUUCAAGAUCUUGGAGAUAGGUUUGGUUUUCUACCAGAUAGUACGCGCUCUCUUCAUCGACUGCAGUUUCUAUAUGGUAGUUGUCAUCUGUGGCCUCUCUCUGGUUUAGCUUUACCUGUGGUUCUGAUCACUGGAAGCAUCUUGGCUUUCUCCCAAGGACAGCUUGAUACCUAAUACCCAGUGAGAAAUUUUCCCCUUGUCUUUUAAACGAUUCUAUUUAUUAAUUUGUAUUUUUCCAGAUUUUGGUUAUUAUUGUCUAUUUAGACUCGCCCAGUUCUUAGUCUCAAUAUGGAGCCACUGAGAACAUAGCACUCUUCUUUUGCAUCAGCAAUGUAAAUCUGUUUUUCUUUUUGAUAUACUUGCUACACAAGUAAUUAUUUUAGCCUCCCAA
Molecule: messenger RNA, 1366 nt
Organism: Rhododendron vialii
Lineage: Eukaryota; Viridiplantae; Streptophyta; Magnoliopsida; Ericales; Ericaceae
Exons: 2
Coding region: 179-1084 (301 amino acids)
Source: RefSeq, a predicted model, not a curated record